UUAAUAAUUUUCUUCAGGUUAUUCACUAUUUUACCACAAUGAAAUUCUUAAAAUUCCUCAUCUGCAGCUGCUUUGGCUCGAAUAAGAAAGAGCACAGUAAGCAAGCCAAAAGCUUUGAACAAGCAACAAAUCCGGCAAUAAUUAGCUUAGAAAAGGAUAUCCAAGAGACUUCUGAGGUUAUGUCUGGGAAUAAGUGUCAAGACCCUUUCAAGGGUUCAAAAACUCCAGAAAGACUUCUUUCUUCCCAAAACAUUUAUAUCUGAAAUACCAAUGGAACUGAGGAGGUUGAACUCACAGAUAGCUCUCCAAAGAAGCUAAGAAAUCAUUUUUCUGACUCUUUUGAGCUUACUACUUCUGAUGCUACAGACCUUGAAAGUUCUCAGAAGAUAGAGCUAGAUAGCUCUAAUUGCUUCGACAACCUUUAUGAAGGAGACUGUAUCGAGACUAAGCAGCAUCGUGAAUUUCUUAUUAAAAACAAAAAGUCUCUUUUACGGGCUAUCAAUCUGAACAUAUUCAUAUCUGAAAAAUGUCAAGAACUAGAUCUGGAAAGUAGGAUCAGGCAUAAGAGGAAUGCGAAUUUAGAGUCAAAUGCUCCACUUGCUUCGAUUCUUGAAUACGAGACUUAUGAUGACUUAGACUGCUAAACUCCGACCAAUUAAGCUGCAAAUCAUGAAGAAGACUCGAUCAAC
This is a messenger RNA of Moneuplotes crassus, 689 nucleotides long. The record is from the annotation of a GenBank genome assembly. Lineage: Eukaryota; Ciliophora; Spirotrichea; Euplotida; Euplotidae.